Solenopsis invicta (red fire ant) is the source of this 1621-nucleotide messenger RNA. RefSeq lists its product as uncharacterized. Bases 86 to 1444 code for a protein of 452 amino acids. The transcript has 2 exons. The record is from RefSeq and is a predicted model, not a curated record. NCBI's taxonomy places the organism in Eukaryota, Metazoa, Arthropoda, Insecta, Hymenoptera, Formicidae.
UUGUGAAAAUAUAUACUUUUCAUUUUCUGUGCCAACGUUAUGGAGAGAACAGAAAAAUCAUGUAGAUGAUUGCUACUUUUGCUCAAUGAAUGUCGUCGGUAUAAAUGCAAAGAAACUAGCACGGUAUGAAUAUCCGGACGUAUCAUCAGUGUCGAAGCCAGUUCCACGUACGGACAGUGAUCCAUUGCCAAUUUGUCCAGGUAUAAGCGCAAAAAAUGUCCUAAGAACUUUGUCUUCAUCACAGUCGAGCAAAGAAAGCGAUUUCGUUAUGGAAGAAAAGCAUUUACUUUCGCAAAGUGAACUGAGUGAUUUGAUUCGCGAUUUGAAUUUAUCGAAACAAAAAGCAGAGUUGCUUGCAUCACGGUUGCAAGAAUGGAAACAUCUUGACCCUACAACACAAGUCACUAUAUACAGAAAUAGAAAUCACGCGAUUUUACCUUUCUUCAAAAAAGAAAAUGACAUGUGUUUCUGCAAUGACAUCAAAGGUUUAUUUGAUGUGAUGAAUACAGCAUAUGAUCAAAAUGAAUGGCGUUUGUUCAUAGAUGGUUCUAAAUACAGUUUGAAGGCGGCUCUACUCCACAUUGGAAAUAAAAAACCAUCGAUUCCGAUUGCUCACGCAGUACAAACUAAGGAAUGCUAUGACACAAUGCGUACAAUUUUGGCCAAGAUCAAAUACAAUGAGCAUCAAUGGAAAAUUUGUGGCGAUCUAAAGGUUAUUGGUCUAUUGGUUGGGAUGCAAUCUGGAUUCACGAAAUUUUGCUGUUUUUUGUGUCUGUGGGACAGCCGUGCAGUUGAUCAUCAUUAUGUGAGAAAGGUGUGGCCGAGUCGUACCCAUUAUGAGCCAGGACAACAAAAUGUGUCCUCUAUACCACUUGUGAACCCACAGGACAUUUUAUUGCCUCUUCAUAUUAAACUUGGCCUUAUUAAGAACUUUGUCAAAGCGCUCAAUCGCGAAGGACCGGCUUUCCAGUACUUAAUCAAGUUGUUUCCAAAACUGUCAUACGCAAAAAUCAAAGAAGGAAUAUUUGUCGGACCUGAUAUUCGAAAAGUAAUGGCUGAUGCAAAGUUUACAAAAUGUUUAACGCCUGAUGAAGCAGCAGCAUGGGCAUCGUUUAAAAAUGUUGUUCACAACUUUCUCGGUAACCACAAAUCACCGGAUUACAAACAAGUAAUCGACAAUUUUUUGAAGAAUUACCACAAGAUUGGAGCUCGAAUGUCUCUUAAGAUACAUUUUCUGCAUUCACAUCUUGAUUUUUUCCCACAAAACUUGGGCGAUACGAGCGACGAGCAAGGAGAGCGGCUACAUCAAGAUAUAGCGAAAAUCGAAAGGCGAUACCAAGGAUUUUGGGACGAAGGCAUGAUGAGCGACUACUGUUGGACCCUAAAGCGUGAAACAGAUCCCAAGAAAUAUAAAAGACUCAGUUCAACCUCUGUUCAUUUCUGAUUUAUACUUUUCAAUUCAAUAAAUGGCCGUUAAUGGUCAAAAAUACUAAAAUAAUGAAUUUAUUGAAUAUUUCGAAAACUAGAACCAAUUUCAAACAACGGGCUGCUGAUUUGGAUUCAGCCCCCGAAUCUACCUUAUAAACAGCUUUUGAUUGCUCAGGUCCAAAACCGUGUAUAC